GGAAGAACAAGUCUAAUUCUUCUCUUCAAUCAUUUCUUUACUCUCCUCGUCUCUUAAAAAUCCACAUUAACUUCUCCCCUAAUUAAAUUUCAAUCUCUCUCUAAACUCUCUUCACAGCAAAUGGCCACCUUCUCCGUUUCUUCCCCGGCGGUUUCUCCGCCACCGAGCCGGAGCAAUCGAUGGGUAGAAUAUGUCGUCGGAGUGGGGGUGGUGGCGUCGUUAGGUGCAUUGCUGUUUUGUGUAUUUCGGGGGAGAAUUAUGCGGAAACUUCGGGAAGGGCGGGGGGGAAGCCGUAAGGGAAGUGUGAAGGAAGAGAAGUUGUUGAAGCUGAGAAGGUUUGAAUUUGAGGAAUUGGAGAAGGCAACUAAGAACUUCAGUAGGGAAUAUUUGUUGGGAGCUGGUUCGUUUGCUAAUGUUUAUAAAGGUGUUCUUGAGAGUGAAGGGGAAAUUGUGGCUAUAAAAAGACCUCAUGCUGAUUCCUAUACAUCUCUUGAUGAAUUUCGAAAUGAAGUGAAGCUGUUGUCAUCAGUAAAGCACAAGAACUUGGUAGCUUUGGUGGGAUAUUGUGAAGAAACUACAGGGAAUGUACGAGAGAGAAUAUUGGUAUAUGAAUAUGUACCAAAUGGUUCGCUACUAGAUUACAUGACUGGUCGUGGAGGAAGAAGCUUGACUUGGAGACAAAGAGUUAAUAUAGCUAUUGGAGCAGCUAAAGGUAUGCAUUUCUUAAAAUACUAA
Molecule: messenger RNA, 735 nt
Organism: Cucumis melo (muskmelon)
Lineage: Eukaryota; Viridiplantae; Streptophyta; Magnoliopsida; Cucurbitales; Cucurbitaceae
Product: probable receptor-like protein kinase At4g39110
Exons: 4
Coding region: 121-735 (204 amino acids)
Biological process (GO): protein phosphorylation
Molecular function (GO): ATP binding; protein tyrosine kinase activity
Source: RefSeq, a predicted model, not a curated record